Messenger RNA from Myxocyprinus asiaticus (Chinese sucker), 5499 nucleotides. RefSeq names its product E3 ubiquitin-protein ligase Siah2. The coding region runs from base 137 to 1108 and encodes 323 amino acids. Gene Ontology annotation, biological process: multicellular organism development; proteasome-mediated ubiquitin-dependent protein catabolic process. The record is from RefSeq and is a predicted model, not a curated record. Lineage: Eukaryota; Metazoa; Chordata; Actinopteri; Cypriniformes; Catostomidae. Gene Ontology annotation, molecular function: ubiquitin conjugating enzyme binding; ubiquitin protein ligase activity; zinc ion binding. Gene Ontology annotation, cellular component: cytoplasm. The transcript has 2 exons.
CGGCCAUGUUGUAUCCGCGGGGGAUUGGAGAUCCUUCGCACGGAACGGAGUCUGGGUUCAGUCGGGAGUUCACGGCGGGGUUCUCGGGCUUGAGCUCGUUUGGGUUUUACAUCAUUAUAGAUCUACACUCCUCGCUAUGAGCCGUCCGUCCUCUGCGGGUGGUGCGGCCGGAGGAUUCGGAGCUGGCAAAGCAGGAGGAAGUAAGCAUGGAGGCUCCGGAGGAACGACCGCCGCUGCGGCCGCAGUAGCAGCCGCCGCCUCCGCCGCGGGGGUAUCUGGCUCCGUUGCGGGCUCCGGCUCGGUCCCUCCGGCCGCUGUAGCCCUUCCAGCCGCGGCGCUACCAGGACAAUCAGCCGAACUGACAGCGCUGUUUGAGUGCCCGGUGUGUUUCGACUAUGUGCUGCCUCCGAUCUUGCAGUGCCAGGCAGGGCAUCUGGUGUGUAAUCAGUGUCGCCAAAAGCUCAGCUGUUGCCCGACCUGUCGCGGCCCUCUGACACCGAGCAUAAGGAAUUUGGCAAUGGAAAAAGUUGCAUCCACUCUGCCGUUUCCGUGUAAGUAUGUUUCGGCUGGAUGUCUUCUGUCCCUACAUCACACUGAGAAACCGGAGCACGAAGAGGUGUGCGAGUUCCGCCCAUACACCUGCCCUUGUCCAGGGGCCUCUUGCAAGUGGCAGGGCUCCCUGGAGGCGGUUAUGCCACAUCUCAUGCAUGCCCACAAAUCCAUUACCACCUUACAGGGGGAGGACAUUGUCUUCCUGGCCACGGACAUUAACCUGCCUGGGGCUGUGGACUGGGUCAUGAUGCAGUCGUGCUUCGGCCACCACUUCAUGCUUGUUUUAGAGAAGCAGGAGAAAUACGAGGGACACCAGCAGUUCUUUGCCAUCGUGCUGCUCAUUGGCACGCGAAAGCAAGCUGAGAACUUUGCCUACCGCCUCGAGUUGAACGGCAAUCGUAGGCGGCUCACAUGGGAGGCAACACCACGCUCAAUCCACGAUGGUGUUGCAGCGGCCAUCAUGAACAGUGACUGUCUUGUAUUUGAUACCUCUAUUGCCCAUCUGUUUGCCGACAAUGGCAACCUGGGUAUCAACGUCACCAUCUCUAUGUGCUGAGGUGGCAGCAUAAGCCCGAGAGACGGCUUUUCCCAAUGGCGGAAACCCUGGACAACUGCUGCUCCCUUUCAGACAGGAGAGUCUGAAGACAACGAGUGGGAGAUGUAUACAUUUGUGUAUAUUUCUGUUCAAGACUCUUCCGCUCAAACAGCCCACACUGAAGUUUCACUUGUAGGUUAGUUUGCUAGACGAAUGACAGAGAUUCUUUUCGAGAUAAACAGGGGUUCGAGUGUGCAGGUGUUGGCAAUCAGUUGAAGGCAUUGGUGCAGUUGAGAUUUUCUCUUGCACGGCCCAAGCAUACCAACACCUCAACAUUCUCAACCAUCUGACUACGCCCACAGUAGAGUCUGGGUAUGGAUGACCCUGUUUAGUGUCUGGGAUUACCUUCAUCAAGCCCAAAAUCCACAGGAACUUGUAAUCAGCUGGCAUAGUUUCACAAAAAUGAAAAUCAUCUGAUCAUCCGGGCCUUGGGCCAAGUCUAGGCAUGAAAAGCGGAACAUUUGCCUCAGAAGCGUACAAAACCUACGAGUACAAAAAUGCAUUGACUGCUUUGGCUUUCCCCUGGAAUAUCAAAUGGAACUUUGACAAUUGUAAAUGGCAAUGUAAAUGGUAAUAUUUUUUAAAUGUCUUUAUGAAAUAGAGUGCCCAAUGCUGAGUGUGCAUGGUGGAAAUAAAAUUCACUUACAAAAAAAGACUGCAUAGCCACCAUGUUUGUGAGGUAAGAAUCUGACCUCUUCACCAUGCUUCUCUUUUGAAUAGUUUUACUCUGCCUGUCCUUACUGUUAAGACAAUUUGUGAAUAAGGUUCUUUGUUGAAACUGAUUAAGAGGGGGGCUGUUUAAGUUUUUGAUUUACUGAAUAGAUACGAAGUUGAUCAUCAGCUACAGGAUUAGUGACAGAACUACAACUUUUUAGACCUUCAAAUACUCUUGAUCUUGCUAUAUGGUUAUAUAUAUUUAUAUUUGAGACUUAAUUUUUUUAAAAGUAUGUUUCUCACCACCUUGGAUUUUUAGUAUGCGUAGGAGCCAGUGCAGAAUUGCAAACAACCAGCUAUCCUUGUUGGUGCAUUUGACCACAUAAUACUGGUUUUGUUGUCACUAGCUGGGUUUCCAUCAAAAUGUUUCACAUUUUAAAGUGCAUUUCUAAAAAUUCAACUAAUGAAAAUACUCUCUGAAAAUAAAUUGUUGCGUUUGCACAUUAUCAUGAGGGAGCCGCCUUGUCAUGAUGAAGCAGCUGAAUCAUCUCUUUGCUCCAGGGAGAGUUUUAAUUGCAGGAUUGGACCAAUUGUACCUUGUUCUAUUAAAUGUUGUCAUGAGUUGCUGCAGAAUAAGUGUAAUAUCUAAUAUAAUGAGUGCUGAAAUGGCUGCGAUGCCCACACGCCAUCAGCAUACCUAGGAGUGCCCGUGUUCAAAACUGUUUUGGUGGAUUUUGAGGAAUCACUUUAACGACCAGCUGUGUGUUAAGGACUAUGUUCGAAGAACUGUGUGCCAAGAUCGGACCUUUCGUUGGACUUGUCACAUCAAGCUAUUUAACACAUAACACGUGCACACAUGGUCAAAACAUGUCAUCGUUUUGUGAAUAAACUGUUUCCAUCACCUUAAUGAGCAUUUUAACUAAUCAUAACUAGAAAAUUCACCUCCUCCUAGCGCAUUAAAUUUUAAGCUAACUUAGAAAGUUUAUUUGCAUAUCAGGCAUUUCCAUUCAGGAUUUCUUAUGCGCAAUUACAAAAUGUGCAUGAAAAUAGUUGGAAGGAAACCCAGCUAUUGUGUUUACAUGUGCAGCAAUACUCUGACAACUAUAAAAAAAAAAAUCAGCUUAUUAAAAAAAAACAACAACAUAAGAAACCAUCUUUACAGGAGAUUUGAAAUCAUUGGUUUAUUCUUUGCUUUUGACGUCAACAACACUUGCGCACAUUGGAUAAGCCGAAAAGAACUCCAGUAACGGUGUUUCAACGCAAAAUCAGGGAAAAAUCUACAUUUGUCAACCAGUUUAUCCUUAAACCGUUUAUGACCUUACCUCAUUAAAGAAACACCGUUUAAGGAAUGCGUUUACAGGACCACACACUUUGUCAGCUUAUUAGGCAUAAUCGGUGUAAGAUUGUGCAUGUAAACACGCUCAUUGUAUGUUACUUUGUCUUAUAUCUGAACCAAGAAGACGCAAACGUUUUGUAAAUAUACACACAAAUCUAGUUGUUUUUUAUAUUUGUUGUUAUUGUUAUGUCUCUAAUAUGAAUCGUUUAGUCUAGGUUGAAGUUGUUUACUCCAGCAAUCCAGCAAGGUAUGAGCGAAUAUUUAAGCGCCCCUUUGGUCAGAAAACCCACAAUGCCUUACUUGUAUACAAACUCAGUCUUUUAGAGUCUGCCUGCUUUAAGGACUCAGUCUCAAAUUCAGGUCACUAUGAUUUAAACCUCCGGUGUCUUGAAAGGACUGGAAGAGACACAUGCUUGUUUUAUGGGCUUGAAGGACAUAGCACGUUCACUGGUUAUCCUACUUUGGCACGAAAACCAACUUUGGUAACAGUUACACUGAACCCAGCCUCUAAUCAAAUACCUCUACGAUUUUGGAGAUGUCUGUACGAGAACUGCAUUAAUCUCCCUGAAAGCGGGUGGUUCCAUUUAAGACAUCCUGAGUUUGACACAACUGACACUUUCAGCCCUUCUUUAUCUCUCUGCUUCAUUCUCUAUUUAAAGUAAACGUAAAUGAAAUGUUUUAUAAAUAUUUUGUAGAGGAAAUAUAUUCCGUAUGUCCUUUUAUAGACCUAUAGGAAGAGGCGAAAGCAUCAAGCUCAAGUCCUCUGGUCAGUGUCUCUGCUCCACAGAUGUGUGGACCGACUCUCGUCCCCCAUGCUUGUGCGCUCGACAUGCAGUUGUCAUGGCAACUAAAUAUGCUAAUGAGAAAUCUAGCUAAUUCAUUCCUAGAAAAAUAUUCUUGUACAUUUUUGUAAUUCUCUGGAUAAACCUGAAAUCCUAUUUGCAGGCUUUGUAGAUAGCGGAGAUCAAAGAUAUCAAUGUAGUUUUCAAGGUACUUGGCUGACACAGAUCAUUCCUCUUGAGAUCUGGAAAAAUGAUGUCAAAUGGUGUUAGAAACACUCCCAUCACUAGAAAAUUUGGUAUAAAAAUAGCAAAUAUGUGUUGAACAGGAUGGAGUAUUUGCAUGUAAAUCAUGAGCCCUGAAGGAAGCUCCAAGCAUCGAAUGUUUGUGGAGUGUAAAUGGUUUAGAACAUUUUUCAACCAAAAAUGAAAAUUCUUUUCCAAACCCAUGACUUUUUUUCCUCCAUGGAAUAUAAAGAUGAUGUUAGGUUUGGAAGAACAUGAGGAUGACACUUUUCAUUUUUGGUUGAACAAUCCCUUUUAAUUUGCCCAUUUAGGCUGAUCUGUUUAGAUUUUCAAAUAAAAUGAAUAUACAGUGAUUACAUUAAUAUAUUCAUUCAGGUAUGACCAUGCAGCUAGUUGUUGCAUGUUGCAAAUUGUUGUAGCUCUAGAACAGAGACAAGACAUUUGAUGUCAAAAUAGCCCACCAGCCAUCUGUCCCUCUUCCACAGCAUUUCAGACUCCAUUAAAUAGAAGUGAACACAAAACUGAAUAAAUGCAUUUGAAUGAAGUGAGCAGGUGGUUCCCUGAGCUGUGUGCCAUGUCUUGCAAUCAAGCCAUCAGGAUCAAUAUGGAGUUCCACAUCCUAAUAAACUUGUGAAUAAACAAGUUCCCGCCAAGGACCAGAAUACUUAACAUGUAUGGCAGUGAAAUGGCAAGCUUUAUCUAUGAUGCAGCUUUGAUGUUUCCUGUGCCGACCCAGCGAUAACAAUUUCUGUUUUGGAGAUCAUUUCCAACUGUUAGUAUACAUAUUAAAAUCUAAUUGCCAGAUUAUUCCUUAUCAGUUCAAUUAAAUGUAUUAUGUUAGAGAAAAAACUUUUAAUGUUGGAAAAAAAUAUUAUAUUAAAAGGGACAUGGGUUUUACAACAGCAGUUCACAUUCACUACCCAAAUUCAAAAGCCUCAAUUGCAUUAUUGUUGGCUAUCUCAUCAAAAUCUUCUUUAAUAUUCUGUUUUUAGAUUGUGAUUAUGAUUUAAUUUACCAUAAUGAGUCAAGUGGAAACUUAAUACUCAUUUUAAUAUUAUAAUACAUUGAGAGAGAAGAGUUGAAGAACAGUCGCAAAUGUUUAAAGUCUUCUUGAAUUAGUUUGGCAAAUACUGUGAUGGUGAAGACAAUUGGGCUCAAGACCUAAAGAUAGCUUGCAAAAACAACAUUAAAUGGGCUAAAAAUGUCCACAACAAGAGUGCUAGUUAUAGAAGCCCGCUAAUUCCAAAGACCUGACAACAUUAUGGCUGCUGUUUAUAUUUUAGAUACUGGUGAUGUCCAAUUAAGAACUGAUGUAAACAUGUUUUUAUCUGUAUUAU